Molecule: messenger RNA, 1208 nt
Organism: Notothenia coriiceps (black rockcod)
Lineage: Eukaryota; Metazoa; Chordata; Actinopteri; Perciformes; Nototheniidae
Gene: cd40lg
Product: CD40 ligand
Exons: 4
Coding region: 81-761 (226 amino acids)
Biological process (GO): immune response
Cellular component (GO): membrane
Molecular function (GO): tumor necrosis factor receptor binding
Source: RefSeq, a predicted model, not a curated record
UUGCUUGAGUGCAAGUGUUCAGAAGUGCAUGGGAUGCCACAGAGCCUGGGCUCCUUCAGGAUUCAGCAAUUCUCUCCACCAUGAUCAACACUUACCAGACCAGUGUUGCUGCACCGCCGGUGCCUCCACGCCUCAGCCGGUCCCAACAGGUCCUCUUCCCGGCUCCAUCACAAGGCCACAGCAAGUCUCUCCUCAGGUUCCUGACCGGUGUAGUGGUGCUGCACUUAUUCCUUUCAGUCGGAGGAUUCAUCUACCUGAAGCAAAAUGACACAAUGCAUCCAUCCCAGCUCCCAUCAGCAGAAGGAAAAACUGCCCAUCGCUCAUCAGGAAAGCAGGAAACAUCAAACAAAGCCCUGGCCCGCAUGGUAGUCAAGAAGUCAGAUCAGAAAGGAGCGGGUUAUCUCGAGUGGGAUAUGGGCCACUCAGUUUUAAAGAGCGUCAGUUACUCCCACAAAAUGUGGUUGACCAUCGAGCAGCCUGGCGACUACUACGUCUACUCCAGGGUGACCUUCUCCAAGCUCGACCCAAAGCGGCCGCUGGUCAGCAUCGUGAAGCUGAGGGAGAGUGAGAAGGGAAAGGAGAAGACAGUGAUGCAGGCGUUCUGCAACAUGGACAGCAGCGGUGCGCCUCAGCUGUCCACGGCCACACAGGGAGAGCUGGUCACACUGGAGAAAGGGAACCAGCUCGGUGUCUGGUUACACAACCUUUCAGUGGUGUCCUACGAGGACGGGGCCACAACCUUUGGGAUUUUCAGACUGUAGGACCCCUGGACCUAAGUGGAUGUACUUGGAUUUAAAUCUACAGAGAACACUGUUAAAUAGACUGGAUCAAUUAUCAAACCAAUGGAUUCUGAUCUUCCUAGAGACCUUUCCUAAAAUAUAAUUUAUUAAAUCAGAUUUAGUUGUGUUUUUUUUUUAUUGCAACGAUGUGGAAGAUUGUUCUGUAUUUAUUAUUGUAAACGAUGUUGUAUGGCUGUGAAAUGAAACUUUGAUAUUUAAUUCUAAAGAUGUCUUCUCUUUUUCAUCUGCUUUAUUUUCAUGAGUUAGAAGUUAUGUUGGUCUGCCCACAUUGGACCAAAAUAGCCGGUCCGGAACAUUCAGGAAAAUGCAAAAUAUUUAAAUCGGUGUAAAGGAAAGAUGUGGCAGGCACCUUUCAAAACAAAGGCAAUUCAAAGUGCCUUACAAGAAUGAAAGAAGAGGCAUUUAAAA